CAAAAAGAAGAGGUUCAAGUCCAAUGUUGCUCGAGUUUGCAUACUGAUGCGAUGUAAAGACAGUUAUGUAAAGUGUAAAGAAGUGUAGGUCAGUAGGUUUUAUGUAGAUUAUACAUCUGAAAAAUUAUAUUCCACGGUUAAUCUCGUAAACGUUUACAUGAUAUGGACGUGUGAUGACAGUAUAAGAAACUGCAAAAAUGUAUUGUGCAUUAGGAAGAUGUUUUUGCAGGAAAGAUGCAGUAAGAGCUUUAAGUACGGGUGAAAUAUCCACCGCACUGCGACCUUUUUAUUUUACCGUUCACCCCGAUCUUUUUGGACAAUAUCCUACGCAAAGAACAGUAAAUGAAAAUUCUUUAAAACAAUUAAGUUCUAUUAUAGAAAGUUUACAACAGCAAAGACCAAUAAGACCUACCACUUUACCAUUUUAUUUACGCUCAAAAAAUGAAAAGGAACUCAAGGCUGGAAAAUUUACUUUGGUACAGAUACAAUUGAAAGAAAAGGAUUUAAGACAAACUAUACUUUCUAUCUUAAAGACAUGUGAUUUGCCAACAACAUUCGUAGAUCAAAUUGAAGAACAAAAGCCACCAGAUAGUACAAAGUACAAGUCAAGAUAUUGGCAAAGAAAAGGAGCUGGGGAAGAUAUAGAUUUCUCAGAACUGGAAGAUGAUCCUAUUUAUGCAUCUAUUUUAAUGAAAAGAAAAAUUAAUUCAGAACCUGAUGCUCUUAAGGCAUAUUUAGAUAAACACAUUAAUGAAGUACAUGUGAAGUUAGAAGCAUGUAGACCAAUGAGAGAAGAAGUACAAAAGUUGGAAAAGAUAUUAUGUACUGAAUUAGGUUUGAAAAAUAUUAUAUGGGACUGUGGAUGGAACAUAGCUCAUUACAGGGGAUGUUUAUUAGCUUUUAAGGCAUUAGCUGAACAUCAUCCUGAACCAAUGGAAGUACUCAAAAAUAGGACACUUGUCUUUGCCAAUGAUACAGGCAUAAGUGUAGAGGGAAAUGUUAUGUUAAAUUCAGGUGAAGUUAGACACAAUUGGCUUGAUUUAAUCAAGAACAUUCAGAAGUAUGAUGUGGUAUUAUUUAGAUUACCAGCUUUCGAAAAGGCAGUUUCACAAGUGCUUCUUGACAUUAAAGUUGGUCGACGGGUACUCUAUAUGUGCAGGAAAUUCAUGCCAAAAGUAAUGGUUAGCCAGUAUGAACGCCAACUUCGACAACUUACAACAACCCUCUCGGAUUAUCGAGGACGACGAAAUUAUCCGAAAAUGUGGCCAGCCGAUUUAUCUACUUAUGAAAUCGUAAUUGAAGCUGAAGCAGGUCCUUUAAUGCUCUCUCCUACUGGACAGUUUAUAGUUCCAUCUUCAUGUCCAAGUUUCCUUUUAGUAAACUUUAUUACUGAUAAUUUAGAAGAAGCCACUAAAAGAUUACAUCAUUACAAUAACAUAAAAUAUGUAGAACGCGAACUACAUGACAAAACAGUCCAGGAAUUGGGAUUGACUGUUUUAAAUAAGGAUGACAGUAUAACUCCUGAUUUGAUGAUACAAUGUUGUGAACGCCUAUUAUUGCAUAAAAGCGUUCUAGCUCCUUUAUUGAAAGGCGUUAUGCUUUGGGUGACGCAUUAUUACUCUGUCAUGAGUGAUGGUGUAUUAUGUAUUCCAUGGGACUGGAAACUUUGAGUUUCAGUGUAAAAUAUUUUCUAAUGUCUUGCCGUUUUUAUCUUCGUGCCGAUUAAUAGAACAAUGACAAACUGAUUAGUUGUUAAUAAUUAUUAUGUAGGUUAUACAUGUGAUAAAAGAUUUACAUAGAUUACAUAACUUAGGGAAUUGCACAAAGCAAAUAACUUUUGCAUUAUGCUUUGUAAAAUACAAUUAGCAAUGCAAAUAAUUCAUUGUACCUUAUAAGCUAUAUUCGCAUGUUAAACAUAAUUAUUAUGUAACUAAUCUUAAUAUAUUGUACAUGAAUUUUUGAAUUUUAGCAAAUAUAAAAAAGAGAAUAUUUUGUAAAAUCAUGCAAUACGAAUAAUGCAUGUAGAAAAAUAAAGAUUAGAAAAUUUUUACAUUAA
Messenger RNA from Bombus terrestris (buff-tailed bumblebee), 2056 nucleotides. Its product is annotated as T-cell activation inhibitor, mitochondrial. The record is from RefSeq and is a predicted model, not a curated record. The coding region runs from base 198 to 1670 and encodes 490 amino acids. Gene Ontology annotation, cellular component: mitochondrion. The transcript is spliced from 9 exons. Lineage: Eukaryota; Metazoa; Arthropoda; Insecta; Hymenoptera; Apidae.